UAUUAAAAGCUUUUAAACAGCUAGAACGAUAAAGAAUACUACUUGAAUGUCCAAAUAGUACAUUUGUUUAUUGCCUUUGGUCAUAUCUUUUUCAUUCAUAAAUGGAUGUUUUUCUUGUAAUAACUGGACUGACCACAAUGAGAAUAGAAGAAGGUAUGUGUUAGUAACUCUCUUCUUAUAGUACUUAUGUGGUAACUCAAAGGUCAUGGUUCCUGUACUGUGCCCGGCUUUUUAUCAUUUGUUUGUUUCCAAUGAUAACUUUUUUAAGGCAAUGUGUACAGUUGUUGUUGCUGUGAUUUGCAUUUUACAAACUUAUAUAGAUGGGAUAUAGAUUCCUUACACAACUUUGUGUUGUUGUGUCUGGUCAUAUCUGUGUCAUUCAUUCAUGGAUGUUUUUCUUUUUAAAUAAUUGGCCACAGUGAUAAAUUGAAAGAGUGUCUGUUAGUGUUUCUACAUUUUGAUUUUGCAGAUACUGAAAUGCAGGCCGGGUAUGAGUCAUUGGCAGGACAGGACACUACUACGGAAAUAGAAAUGUAUACAGAUUUAGAUACUGAAAUGCAGGGCGGGUACGAGUCAUUGGCAGGGCAGGGCACUACUACUGAAAUAGAAAUGUAUACAAAUUUAGAUGAUGAUAUGCAGGCAAGGUAUGAGUCAUUGGAAGGACAGGGUUCUACUACGGAAAAAGGAAUGUAUACAAAUUUAGAUACUGAAAUGCACCCCGGGUAUGAGUCAUUGGCAAGUCAGGGCUUUACUUCGGAAAUAGAAAUGUAUACAAAUUUAGAAGGCCCAACGUCCACAGAAUUACCUUCCGAGUAUGAAAAUUCAGAAUUGUAAAUUGGAUUUAUUUAGUCGACCGCAACAGAUACAGAAGUGGAAGAAGUAUAAUGUUUUAUAGAGAUUUUACAUCGGAUUAUUAGCAACAAAACGAAAAUAAAAAAGAUUUAGUGCUGUACCUGUGAUGCAGUGCAUGCGACAAAACAAA
This is a messenger RNA of Ruditapes philippinarum (Manila clam), 982 nucleotides long. RefSeq lists its product as uncharacterized. The record is from RefSeq and is a predicted model, not a curated record. The transcript is spliced from 6 exons. Bases 478 to 834 code for a protein of 118 amino acids. Lineage: Eukaryota; Metazoa; Mollusca; Bivalvia; Venerida; Veneridae.